Cynocephalus volans (Philippine flying lemur) is the source of this 4749-nucleotide messenger RNA. RefSeq names its product all-trans-retinol 13,14-reductase. The transcript has 11 exons. Bases 110 to 1954 code for a protein of 614 amino acids. Gene Ontology annotation, biological process: retinol metabolic process. The record is from RefSeq and is a predicted model, not a curated record. NCBI's taxonomy places the organism in Eukaryota, Metazoa, Chordata, Mammalia, Dermoptera, Cynocephalidae. Gene Ontology annotation, molecular function: all-trans-retinol 13,14-reductase activity. Gene Ontology annotation, cellular component: endoplasmic reticulum membrane.
GUGCUCCGAGCUGCCUCCGCCUUCCGACUAGAAAAGGCAAACUAGAAGCCGCGGCCCUAGAGGCGCAGCGCAGUCCGAGCGGCCGCGUUGUCAGACCCAGGCCGGUGCGAUGUGCCUCCCGCCGCUGCUGCUGCUGCUGCUGCUGCUGGCCGGGCUGCUGCUGGCCGGGCUCCGCAGACUUUUCCUGGGGCUGUCGGCUGGCAGCUCCCCGAACCCCUUCUCCGAAGACGUCAGGCGGCCACCCGCGCCCCUGGUGACCGACAAGGAGGCCAGGAAAAAGGUUCUCAAACAAGUUUUCUCGGCCAGCCGUGUGCCAGAGAAGCUGGAUGUGGUGGUGAUUGGCAGUGGCUUUGGGGGCCUGGCCGCAGCUGCGAUUCUUGCUAAAGCUGGCAAGAGAGUCCUGGUGCUGGAACAACAUACCAAGGCAGGGGGCUGCUGUCAUACCUUUGGAAAGAAUGGCCUUGAGUUUGACACAGGAAUCCACUAUAUUGGGGGAAUGCACAAGGACAGCACCAACCGUUUUAUCUUAGACCAGAUCACUGAAGGGCAGCUGGACUGGGCUACCCUAUCCUCUCCUUUUGACAUCAUGGUACUGGAAGGGCCCAGUGGCCGAAAGGAGUUCCCCAUGUACAGUGGGGAGGAAGCCUACACUCGGGGCCUCAAGGAGAAGUUUCCGCAGGAAGAAGCUGCCAUUGACAAGUAUAUAAAGCUGGUUAAGGUGGCAUCCAGUGGAGUUGCUCAUGCCAUCCUGCUAAAGUUCCUGCCCUUGCCCGUGGUUCAGCUCCUUGACAAGUGUGGGCUGCUGACCCGUUUCUCUACGUUCCUGCAUGCAUCCACCCAGAGCCUGGCCGAGGUGCUGCAGCAGCUGGGGGCCUCCACUGAGCUGCGGGCAGUGCUCAGCUACAUCUUCCCCACAUAUGGUGUGACCCCCAGCCAUAGCACCUUUUCCAUGCAUGCAUUGGUGGUGCACCACUACAUGGGAGGGGCCUUUUAUCCCCGAGGGGGUUCCAGUGAAAUCGCCUUCCACACCAUCCCUGUGAUUCAGCGGGCCGGGGGUGCUGUCCUGACGAGGGCCACCGUGCAGAGUGUCUUGCUGGACUCAGCUGGAAAAGCCUGUGGUGUCAGUGUGAAGAAGGGGCAAGAGCUGGUGAACAUCUACUGCCCCACCGUGAUCUCCGAUGCGGGACUGUUCAAUACCUACGAGCGGUUACUACCGCAGAGCGCCCGCGGCCUGCAGGGUGUGAAGCAGCAGCUGGGGAUGGUGCGGCCUGGCUUGGGAAUGUUCUCUGUUUUCAUCUGCCUCCGAGGCACCAGGGAGGACUUGGGUCUGCAGACCACCAACUACUAUGUUUACUAUGACACAGCCAUGGACGAGGCGAUGCAGCGCUACGUCUCCAUGCCCAGGGAAAAGGCUGCAGAACACAUCCCUCUUCUCUUCAUUGGGUCCCCAUCAGCCAAGGACCCGACUUGGGAGGACCGAUUCCCAGGUCGCUCCACGAUAAUUGUGCUGGUGCCCUCCGCCUAUGAGUGGUUUGAGGAGUGGCAGGAGGAGCCCAAAGGAAAGCGGGGCAGCGAAUAUGAGACCCUCAAAAACUCCUUUGUUGAAGCCUCCGUGUCAGCCGUCAUGAAACUGUUCCCACAGCUGGAGGGGAAGGUGGAGAGUGUGACUGGAGGGUCCCCACUGACCAAUCAGUUCUACCUGGCUGCUCCCCGAGGAGCCUGCUACGGGGCUGACCAUGACCUGCGCCGCUUACAUCCUCGAGUGAUGGCUUCCAUGAGGGCCCAGAGCUCCAUCCCCAACCUCUACCUGACAGGCCAAGAUAUCUUCACCUGUGGGCUGAUGGGGGCCCUGCAAGGGGCCCUGCUGUGUUGCAGUGCCAUCCUGAAACGGAACUUGUACUCAGACCUGAAGAAUCUCGGCUCAAGGAUCUCUGCACAGAAGAAGAAGAAUUAGUUCCAUCAGGCUGAGCCAGAGGAACCUGGCCGAUGACCAGCGCACCUCCCCUGACCUAUCCACAGUGUCUUUCUGCAUUACUUCCUCAUGCACAUAAAGCCCUCUAAUUUGGUUUUGAUUUCUGAAGCUCUGUGAUUUGCUUAGGGUAAAUCACAGUUCACAAUCUGAAGCUCUUCCAGCUGGGGCAGGUGAUCUUUUAUACCUUUUAUAAUGUGGUAUCCAUGUUCAAAAGGCCCAUUACCACUAUCGACCUGGACAGCCCUGAUGUCUCCUGAGAAGCUGGGUACCCAUACUCCCUAAUCUGAACAAUCAAAUUGAAUAUUCUUUUGGUCAGGCGGGUAGAACCCCUGGAAGGACGUGUUGGUCACUGAAGCAGGUUGGCCAGUGCUGUCCCGAGGCUUCUCCUGUCACUCUCAGUCCCCAUCUAGGGAAAAGGGCGACCAAUGAGGUUUUAGUCAUAACCUGGGCAUGGUUUUGGUUGUAGUGCCACAGGUUCAGAGGCUCCAGAUCCCAUUUCUGCUGGUUCCAGUGGCUCUGUCAGAGGACAGGAAAGGACCGUGACAGGUACAGUGUGGUUCUGGAGGAUCGGGGUAAUGACAAGACCUAUUAGUUUUUAAGGUUCAUGUCAAAAGAUAACAUCCAGUUGGUGUCAACCAAGUCCUAGCUCAGCCUUCUGUAUGAUCAGGGUGGCAUCUGGUUCUCAAAGUGCCAGCACCAAGACACCCUCAGGGAGCUCAGUACCUGAGCCUCAAGCCUUAUCCUCUGAAAUGUGCUGGGAAGGGUGACGUUGGCAGUCAGGGCACAGGCUGGCAAGGUGACUUCAUGGGGGUUGAUGUAGGCUGAAGGAGCAUUCGAGGCCCAGGGCAUAGCAGAGAACAACCAAGAGGCAACAAACGUGCCAUGACCAUGUCCAGCUACCUCCUAGACUAGCACAGGGGCUCCUGGUAGGGAGGCGUGGGGGUGGGGUUGAAACUGGUCAGGAUGAGAUGUGUGUGCAAAGCCUGAGAGCGGCAUUUGCUGCUUACUGGUGCAUAUAUGAUGGCUGGGUGGAAAGGUGCAUAUGGUUCAGCAAAAUGGCCUUUUACUUACAUUAAACUGAAGCACCAAUAGCCUUAUUUGAGUCUGUUUUAAUGUAAUAUCAACCAAUUUAAUGAUUUUAUUCUUUAGUAUUUGAAAUUUUGGUUCCUCCUCAGUGACACAAAACCACACUUGGUUGCCAUGUACAGAAGCUCAGUGAAACAUUUGUUCUGAAAAAUACUUAUCAUUAGACACAAUAAGGUUAAAAAAAUAAAUUUAAGUAAUUAUAGUUGUUACAAAAAGCUGAAAAUACAAAACAUUGCAAAACAGUGGCAAUGUACUAAGUGCAAUCGAAACAGAAAGGAAACGACUUCAGUAAUCAACAUUUAUGGAACUGGAUGGUCUUAGGAAUUGAGGGACUAUCUAUGACAGUGGGAGGGGCUGGCUUUGUUGGUAGUUUGAAAUGCCAUACAGCUCAGACCUAAGCCUUUUAUAGAGGGGUUUCUAAAUUGGGAUAUUUAGGAAACUCACCUCUGAUUUGGAGAACUGGCUGAGUUGAGAGUCACUGUUGGCUCUGGAUGUCCAGUUAAACUAAACCUGAUAAUCUCCCACUUCCCUCCCUGACAUCUCUAUUUGGAUGUCUCACAGUCAUCUUAAACACUGAAGCAAUUAACCAGAAGCAAAUUCAUUUUCUAUGCCCCUGUUAAACCUGGGUCCCCAUUAGUGUUCCUUAACUCAGUGAAAAGGCACUUCCUCACCAUUACCCUCCCGCCAUAUCCAAUCCACUUUCAAGGCUUGUUGGUAUUAUCUCCUAAAUGUGUCUCAAUUCCAACCACUUCCCUCCAUUCUCACCGUCCCUACAUUAGUCCUACUUGGACUAUUGCACCGUCUCCUUGUAGGGGGUUAAAAAUCUUGAUUCUCAUUUGAUUUUUUAGACAGGGUUCUUUAGCUAAAAAUCUUACGGGACAGAAGUCCUUAGCUAGGAGGCAAUAGCCUACAGGUAGUGGGGUGAAAUCCUAUCUAAUCAAUUCUAACCAAGUAAAUGUUGAUUCUCAGUUGAUUCUUAGUAUAGGGUUUUUAGCUAACAAACUUAUGGGACAAAAGUCCUUAGCUAGGAGGCAAAAGGCUACAGAUAAGGGGCAAGAGCCCAUGGAACCAACUCUAAUCACUGUUUAGGUACGGGAUUGUAUACUUUAAUGAUUUUAGAGUCAACAGGUGGCUGACAUACCGAUCUUAAGAGAUUUUAUUUAUUUAUUUAUUUAUUUAUUUUUUCAAAAAGAUGACCAGUAAGGGGAUCUUAACCCUUGACUUGGUGUUAUCAGCACCACACUCUCCCGAGUGAGCCAAGGGCCAGCCCAAUCUUAAGAGAUUUUAAAGAAUUGCUGUAGGAAAAUAUGUGAGAAAUGUUUGCCGAAGGGAAAACUUUUUGUUAAUGGAAACUUAAGACACAAUCACAGAAUCAUAGGAAUGUAAUGAUUGUUUUAGCUGUUAUAAAAAUAGUUAUAUCUUAGUUAAAGAUAAUGAUCACAGUGUAAUUAGAUUAACAUUUCACUAAUUAUACUUUGGAAUAUGACGCUGUUAAUUUAAAUGAUGUUACUAUGUUCUGUUGUUUAAGCUAUACUUAGCUAUGGAUAACUUUUGUCACAUUGCCCAUGUCUUUGUGUCCUUUCAAAAUGAUUGAAUCAAUUGAUUUUUCUUGUGAAACUUCCUUGUCUUUACAAUAAAAACAGAAGCUAACUUUGAAUGGGGUCUGUACCCAGUUUCUAACAGAGGAGUUG